GGCCCCGCUGUUCCUGGCCGGUAGCUCUGGCUCCGCUCUCCUUCCUCACCAGGUUGGGGGAGCUCGGCCUGCUCUGCCCGCCACAGAGGGAUAAACACCUUGGACUUCUGCUUUGCGGGAUGUAGUCGCCAAGGUGACUCCUUGCGGUAAAAGGAAUGUAGCCUUGGCCAAUCGAGCUGCCCCGCCAGGGCCUCCUCCGGAGCAGAGGGCUUGGCCGUGAGGAAGCACCCAGGAUUGGUGUGAAGCCUCCUUCCUGGGCGCCAGAGUUGGGAGCGUCUGUGAUGCCCUUCUCCAUCAUCAGAACUCUGGGACUGUGCCUGCAGCCCGGACCCAGGACUCGGGCAGUGCGUGGGUCUCCGCUGCCAGGUCACCGGUGAAGAGUCCUCUCCAGGGAGACCGGCCGGACGGGGAGGAACGGGUUGGGAGUAGCAUGGCUUAGGCCUAGGGAGAGAGCUGGUGGCCGCCCCAGACCACAGGAUCUUCCGACAAGCCGAGAGUCACCGGGUACUGGAAAAGGCCUCGGCUGCAGCUUAAAGCUGGGAGAAGCAAGCCUGGCCCAGGUAAGCGGAGGAAACGGCAGUGCAAAGCCAAUCAAGACCAAGAAGGGUCCCAAGGGACACUCGGGCAAAGGCACCCUAUGCCCGAUGCCCCCAGCUCCUUGCACUGGGCCUGGAAACUCACAGGGGCUUCGCCUCCCCUCAACCUGCCUUGGCUCUGCCUGGCAGCCUUGUCCUUCACCAUCAAAUAUUGCGGGUGUUAUCAUAAUACCCUGAAGGGGGGGAAAACCGGGUCGGGGGAUGUAGGCGGUGCUGAAAUGACCGGCUUUGAAGAACCUGCAGGCAAAGUUUCGUCCAAUCGUCUGAGCCUGUCCUCUUAUUCCCGGUUGUAACUAAAUACUGCUGCGAGCGUAGCCGAAGCCCUUUGUUGGAGAUGUGUGAGCGCAGUCUUUACAGAGCGGGCUAUGUGGGCUCGCUUCUGAAUCUGCAGUCUCCCGACUCCUUCUACUUCUCCAACCUGCGGCCGAAUGGAGGCCAGUUGGCCGCGCUUCCCCCCAUUUCAUACCCGCGCGGCGCGCUGCCCUGGGCCACCACGCCCGCCUCCUGCGCCCCGGCGCAGCCUGCCGGUGCCACCGCCUUCGGCAGCUUCUCGCAGCCCUACCUGGCUGGCUCCGGGCCUCUUGGCCUGCAGCCCCUGGGCGCCAAGGACCGACCCGACGAGCAGGCCAAGUUCUAUACGCCCGACGCGGUCUCCGGGCCUGAGAGCGUUGGCCGAAGCGCGGCCACCCUUGCCCCGGAGUCUAGCCUGGCCCCCGGCAGGCGCUGAUCUCAAAUUGUCCAAAGUACGACUACGGCGGGUGUGGGCCGCGCCGCGCCCGGCUCUGCGGCCCCUGCUUGAGGGGACCCCUGCGCGCCCGCUUCAAGGACGACGCCAAGGGCCCCGCUCAACUUGAACAUGACAGUGCAGGCAGCGGGCGUCGCAUCUUGCCUGCGACCUUCGCUGCCCGACGGCCUGCCGUGGGGGGCGGCCCCUGGGAGGGCCCGCAAGAAGCGGAAACCCUACACCAAGCAGCAGAUUGCAGAGCUGGAGAACGAAUUCCUCCUGAACGAAUUCAUCAACCGGCAGAAGCGCAAGGAAUUGUCCAACAGGCUGAACCUCAGCGACCAGCAGGUCAAAAUCUGGUUCCAGAAUCGUCGUAUGAAGAAGAAGCGCGUGGUGCUGCGCGAGCAGGCGCUGGCGCUGUACUAGCCCGGGGCCUGGCCAUGGCCGGGCCUUCCUUUUUGAGCCGGAGCCUGGCGUGGAGGACGAGCUGAGACGGGGUCUUUUCCAUCUGCUCCUUCUCAGUUGGUCCUAGGUACCCUCUGCUCGUCUGCAGCCCCCAAAGCCAGCAGGAGAUUUGGAGACCUGGUCAGAUUUGGAGACCUCCAGGCUUUCCCCUUUCCCGGAGGGGCUGUGGAAGUUGCGGCACAACCUUGGCCUUGAGGCUUCCCCAGUGGGGGCCUAGGCGCACCUGUCUUAGCAUUUAAACCUGGGCUCACUCCAGCUCCCUUUUACUUGGAUUUCGGCUUUCACAUAGUUAGUCUCCUUCCCCUCCUCCCCAAUUCCUUCUACAUUUAGCAGGCAAUUGAAUUCAGGAAGGCCUCCAGGGCAGAAUGGAAAGGGUUGUGGGCACAAUUGUGUCUCUUUGCAGCCAAAGCCCCUUGUGGAAAAGCCGGAAUCCUGAUUUUGGAGAAAGGAGAGGGUGCCACCACCACUCCCUGCUCUCUGCCCUGGAUGGUUUGGGAGGACUAAAGUGCCCUAGAUCUCCAGACUUCGGGAGGAAAGGGGAAGGAGUGUGGCCCUACAAACUCAGAAACACCUCGGAGUUCAGGCUGGAAUGGCUCCUCCAGCUUGGUGGAAUGGACUGGAUACUUCCUUCCCAUGAAUGGGGCAAGGGAGGCCAGGCUCCAUGGCAAACUGCACUUCAUAGCCAAGACUGGUAAAAUUCCCCUACUUCUCUCACCUCCUCACACACGCCUAGGCCAAAGCCCUGCGCUCUGUAACUGGACCCCCAGAGGUGAGCUCUGAUGAGGAGCUGCUAGGCUGCUUUGGGGCUGGGCUGCAUUAAAAGGAGGGAGAAAUGUCCAGGGGCAGGAGAAUGGAGUGAGCAAGGGGGAGGGGGUGUCCUACAUUCCGAAUAUAAAUAUGACUUUCCUGUCAAGGUGGGUAAAGGUGUCAACAUGUCUUUCUUCCUUAAAUUAUAGUAACGGGCCACUGCAAGGAGAAGUGAAGGCUCCUCCAUCGAUCAGUCAGGAGGCAGACAAGGAAGGAGUUCCCUCAGAUCCUGGGCCCCUCACAGCUGCUCUUGACCAAGUAGAGAGGAGUAGAAGUUCCCCUCUUCCUCUCCACCCCCCUCCAAGUCCAGGAGGGGCCCAAACACUGUGCCCUUUCUGAGGCCAUCGCUGGCCUGCCCCCGUGGAGUCUGAAAGGCCCUGGGCUUUGCUAGGCUUACUUUGUGGAGGCUGGGGUUCCAGGAUGCCAAAAGGAGUCGUUCCACAUGUGCCGGGGUAUCCUGCCUUAACCUCAUUGAACCCGAGGGCCCCCUAAACUCCUUUUUACCAUCCCUGCUUCUUUUCCCUCUCCUUCUGUGAAUUAGCGCCCCCAACUCCUAGCAAGAUGCAUAACAGCCUAAGAGCUUGGAAAUUCCUUCCCUAAGUCCAAUGAUUUAUUUUCAGUGGAGGACCAGGCCCUAGAUCUAGAGUGGGCACCUCACAAGGAGCCCCUGAGCCUCUGCCAAACUGACUUUAGUUGAUAUUUAGACUAAUUGCAUUUUCUUUGCUAUCUAAUAGUUGUCAUGCAUGUUUUGUUUUGUUUUGAUUUUGUCAAAAACAAUAGCUUGUAUAUAUCAGACACAUAGAAAUGUUUUGAGUGGAAAUAAAUA
Myotis lucifugus (little brown bat) is the source of this 3418-nucleotide messenger RNA. It is a transcript of the gene HOXD12, whose product is annotated as homeobox D12. Gene Ontology annotation, molecular function: DNA-binding transcription factor activity, RNA polymerase II-specific; sequence-specific double-stranded DNA binding. The record is from RefSeq and is a predicted model, not a curated record. Lineage: Eukaryota; Metazoa; Chordata; Mammalia; Chiroptera; Vespertilionidae. Gene Ontology annotation, biological process: regulation of DNA-templated transcription.